AUGAAUAAUGAAUUCUGUUUUGAUCAAAAUUAUAACUAGGAUUUUGAAUUAGCACGUUAUAAAAAAUAAAUAGAUCUGGAUUAUAGCAAGAUUUCAUAUAAAUUUGGAACAACUAGCAGAUUAUCUCCUGAUAAAUUAGAAAAUUAUAAUUAAUAUCAUCUUUAUAACAAAUUGUUUAAGAAUGAAAAAUAAAGAAAAAGUAUUUAAGUUAAAGCAUAGACUAUAAAUCCGAUAACAGUCAAACAUUUUUUAAACAAUAAAGGAAGAUUUAUCAAUCAUACAAAGAAUAAAGUUUACGAUAUUAUCAAAGGAAAACAUUACAUAAUGUAACUGGGGCAAAUGCCACUUUCCACUAGAUCAAAAACCCCUACCUAAAAGACUUCAAGUUUCUAAUAUACUUAAACUUCAUUUUAUUAAGGAUAAAGAACAUAAAGAAUAAGAUCUGCUACUCCUUCUUAGUCAAGAUAAAAAACUUGUGAUGAUAUUUUUAAGGCUUGUUAAGUUUAACUGAAAGAAUAAAUGGAAUUAAAAGAGACAUUUAAAACUAUGAGAACUUGGAGUGCAAAUUAAUAUGA
Molecule: messenger RNA, 575 nt
Organism: Paramecium pentaurelia
Lineage: Eukaryota; Ciliophora; Oligohymenophorea; Peniculida; Parameciidae
Source: the annotation of a GenBank genome assembly